Drosophila navojoa is the source of this 1282-nucleotide messenger RNA. RefSeq lists its product as uncharacterized. Gene Ontology annotation, molecular function: protein binding. The record is from RefSeq and is a predicted model, not a curated record. Lineage: Eukaryota; Metazoa; Arthropoda; Insecta; Diptera; Drosophilidae.
UAAUAUUAUUCAACCCAACAUGGAUUUUAUAGAGCGCGAACUGUGUGACAUUCGCGCUAAGUGCGAGCAACAAAUUGCAGAUAGCAAAAUAAUAAGCUGCAGCCCAACACUGGUGCGAAUUGACCUGCUGCCACACCGACCAAAUCGCACAUUGACCGUUUGUUUACGUUUUCCCGAGGAAGAUUAUCCGAAAGCUUCGGCUAUUCUAGUGGAGCUGAAGAGUAAAGUAUAUUCUGAGAGAUUUCAUGCGGAGCUAACAAAACUUAUAGAUGCGUAUGCUAGGGAGCACUUGGGUAGGCCGCAGGCUUUACUUGUGUUGAGCUUUGCUCAGCAAUAUUUGCUGGAUAAUCCGCUCUGCGUUUGCCUAGACGAGAUUAAGCAACUGCGAAUGGACCUAAAGAGCGAAGAACAGGCAGAUGAUAGGGGCAGCCAAUUAAAGCUGAAGCAACGCACCAGCAGUGUGGAGUUAAUAGCUCGUGGCGGAAACUAUGUUUACCGGGUCACAGCCGCUGUGCCCGACUCCUAUCCCAAUCAGUCGGUGGAGUUGCGUGGCCAGCAAUCAAAUCUCCCCAACGUAUUAAUUCGCUAUCUCAAUGGACAGUCGCGGGAGAUAGCGCGCCAGUGCGUGGAGCCACCGUUGCGUCUGAACAAGGAGCAGCUGGCCAACUUUCAGCCCGUUCGCAGUCUCUAUCGCACGCUAAAGUUUUGCCUCGAAGCAACACGAGAUUUCCACCAGGAGCUGUGUCCCAUAUGUGAUAAAACAGUAUUGCAGCGGGAGCCAGAGAACCUAGUGCUCGACGAGCAUGCGGAUGGCUUCGUAGAACGUGUCUACUGUGGCCAUCUCUUCCAUCAAGGGUGCCUUAAGCAUUAUUUGGCUGAGCCGCCGUUUCCAAAGGGCGGAAAGCUUUGCCCUGCCAAGCGGCGACAUCCGCGCUCCGAUGCGCAGACAUAUAUGGGCAGGGGAGGAACACUAGAAGCCACGUCCACUAGCUGCAAGAAAACCAUAGAGCCUGGAGUAUGUGGCAUAAAGCUGGCUCACGAUUGGGUUGUGAAUGUGAAGACAGCGGAGGCUCGUUGGGCACAAAAGCAGGCGAGGCAAAGGGAACUCGAAGAAGUUGUCGAUUUUCUACAGUAGUUGAACCUGGUAAGGAUCGGAUGGUAAAUAAAGAUUUUUUGUACAUAUAAUUCAUGUGUGAUGUAUAUUAUUCGAAUACGCUUAAGUGACUAAAGAUGCUAUGAAAUAAAUAAAAAACAAAUGAUAUUGAAUGGGAGUGAAUAUAAU